UUUCAUUCAGUCUCACGAUGUAGUGGCGAGUGAAUUGAUCAGGAAAAAAAUAUACGUAUAGAUCAUAUAACACCGUAUAGGUUAAAUUUCUACACUAAAAAAUAUUUCAGUAAAUAUGAUCAUCAUGGAAGAUCCCAGCGUUGAAGACAUUUUAAGUUUAUCGUCUCUGGCGGAGAUUGUGAUCAAAUGUCCGCCAGAGAUCACCGCUUAUUUGACUGGCGCUGCUUUAUUCACUCGCUUCAAUCAAAGUGCUGCUGUUGCUGGCGAUUCCUUCUUCGACCCCAACGUCGUCAGCGGCAAUAACGAGCAGCAUCACCUUUACGGCGUGACUUCCGAUUGGUCAUUGUCAUCGAUGAGCUCCAGCAGCGUCCCGACGCCAUCCGGCAUCCUGCGCAAUCACCAGCAGGAGCUGCAGCAGGAGCUGCAACACAAUAGUCUCAGCAACGCCAGACAGCACGAGGAGAUGCAGAGGUUGAAAUACUACUCGUACGGCAUCGCCCUGCCCGCCAUCUGCAUUCUGGGUAUUUUGGGCAACGUUCUCAAUUUGAUCGUCUUGACUCGGCCGUCCAUGCGAGGGCCGGCUUACGUCUACAUGAGAGGUUACGCCGGUGCAGCGCUGCUGGCCAUCGUUUUCGCGCUGCCCUUUUCCAGUCGAAUUCUAUUCCACAACGAAAUUGGACCUUGGAACAGUUUCGCCCAGGCAUUUUUCCACGCUCAUCUCGAACUAUUUCUAGGCAACGCCUGUCUGGGUAUUGGCGUUUUCAUGCUGGUGGCUCUGACGGUGGAGCGUUACCUGGCCGUCUGCCGGCUGGGACGGACGCGGGCUUUCGCUGCCAAAAAGACUCCGCUCGUCGCCCUCGGCUUGGCUCUCCUGGCCGUUUCGCUCUACCUCCCCUACUUGUUCCGGGCCCACGUCAUCACCUGCUCAUCGCUGCCCGACGGAUUGCCCGUCUACAGAAAGCGCGAGAACCCCUCCUUCGCUCAUUCCACACUCUGGGCCGUCUACCUCUGGAUCCUAGAAGUCAUCUUCAAAAUGGCGCCGACACUGAUCAUCGUCCACCUGAACUGUUGCAUCAUCGUCGUGUACAGGCGGACGUGCGCCAGGCGGAGGAGGAUGUUGACCAAGGCGCCGACGGCCUCGCAGCUCCUCCCGCCGCCGUCGUCGGUCCAGAGCGCCAACGGCAGCAGCAGCUUGGGCCAGCAGCGGGAGCGGGACCAGCAGCAGACGAGCGGCUCGUCGCCCACCACCAUGGUCAUCGCGUCCGUCACCCGCGACGGGGCCGUCAGUUUCGUCUCCAACAACGGCUCCGCCUGCAACGGAAACGAACUAGGAGGAGGCCAGCAACAGCAGACGAGGAUGCCCAACGGCCAGCAGCCGGCGGACGAUUCCAGGCGCUACUGGGAGGAGAAGCGGCUCAUGUUCCUGCUGGGAUCGACGUCCAUCCUCUUUUCCGUCUGCAUCACGCCGCAGUUGGUGCUCAGUCUCAUGAUCCACGAAGCCGUUCUCCAAUCCUAUUACUUCCAGGUUUUCCGGGCGGUGGCCAACAUUCUGGAGGUGACCAAUUACUCGUUCACCUUCUACAUCUACUGCAUGUUCUCACGCGAUUUCCGAGCCACUCUGUUCCAGACGCUGCGCAUCUCCACCCGGCCAACUGCGGCGGCCCAGCAGACUUGCUUGUAAUCCAACCUCCAUUUGAUUUUUGAGCCGGCCAGCACACCUCAUCCAUAUCACCGGUGGAUCGCUAAAUAGAUAUAAUAUAUUCAACCAGUCGGCAUUUUUU
Molecule: messenger RNA, 1781 nt
Organism: Daphnia pulex (common water flea)
Lineage: Eukaryota; Metazoa; Arthropoda; Branchiopoda; Diplostraca; Daphniidae
Product: probable G-protein coupled receptor B0563.6
Exons: 6
Coding region: 116-1681 (521 amino acids)
Biological process (GO): G protein-coupled receptor signaling pathway
Cellular component (GO): membrane
Molecular function (GO): G protein-coupled receptor activity
Source: RefSeq, a predicted model, not a curated record